This is a messenger RNA of Neospora caninum, 3486 nucleotides long. RefSeq lists its product as hypothetical. The coding region runs from base 1 to 3486 and encodes 1161 amino acids. Lineage: Eukaryota; Apicomplexa; Conoidasida; Eucoccidiorida; Sarcocystidae. The transcript has a single exon. The record is from RefSeq and is a predicted model, not a curated record.
AUGGUGGAGGCCGAGCGCGGCUCCAGCACCUCGACCAAGCCUGGGUGUCUCGACACCUCGCGCGACUUUCUUUCCCUCGCUUCUCCUCCGCCUUCGUCUUUUUCUCGCUUCAACAUCGACCUCGACGCAGUCGCAGCAUCUCGACUUGCCGCCUCUCCGGUCCCCUCCAGCAGGAAGCGACUUCGGCCGGACUGUCUCUCGCCCCGCGCCUCUGCGGCCUCACCUGUUCCCUGUCCGUCGCCCAGUGCCCGCACCGCUUCUCCCUCGCCUUCUCCUCGACUCCGCGCCCCGCCCGUCUCGCGCUACCUCCAGCAGCUCCACCCAAGUCUUCUUCCUCCUCCGUUUCGGCGCCUGGUCGUGCAUGCAUUGGAGCGAGAGGCGCGGGCGAAACAGACGCGCACAGACGAUGAAGCCUCUUCCUCUGUCUCUUCCGCCUCGGCCUUUUCGGCGACGGCGAUCUAUCACCUGCCGACCCAGACCGCCUCUGUGUCGCAGGCUCUGUUGCCCUCGUCCAGCAUCUUUCUCCUCGGCUUUCUCCAGUACCUGCGGAGUCAGCGCCGCGAACACCAGGCGAAGCAGAGACAGCUACUCCUCGAGUCGCUGCUGCAUGCAGACCGCUUCGCCGCGCCGCUCUCGGCCUCCUCGGCCCUGACGUCUGCGCUCCGGGCCCUGUACGAGGCGAAGCCGCACCUCUGCUUCACGUGUUCGCGCCGGUUCGCGACCUCUGCGCAGAAGACUGCGCACUUGCGCAUGCACAUGGAACUCCAGCAGUUGUCCCAGACCGAAGAGGCGAGCGUCUUCUCUCGGCGGAAAGGCCACGCCGUCCGUCAACGCCUCGCAGCUGCAGCCGCCUCGCGUCCCCUCUGGGGCGGCGUCUCCGCCUGGAUCCAAGUCGCCGCGGCUCCCGACGUCUUCCAGCGGAAACGGAUGCUCCUCCAGAGCCAGCUGAUGCUGCCGCUUGGCCUCGGGGCGGGUGUACAGACUCCACACGCAAGCGGGUGCAGAGCCGCGGAAGAGACCCUCGGCUCCGUGCGGGUUUUUUUGGCUGAGCGGGUCGCGGACCUUCGCAGCUUCGCCGCCCUCGAAGCGAAACAGACGCGCGGGGACGGAGGGGCCGACUGGGGACCUGACGAGACACGCAAAUUCCCGUCCUGGUUCCCCAGACGCCUCCAGCGCUGGCUAACCGAGGAGUGGGACGUUGCAUGCGCGCCAGGGACCGAGCGAGAGCGAGAAGGCGCCCCGGGUGGGAGAGAAGAGGACGAAGGCAGCCUGCGUGAGGAGCGAGAGACGAUGGACUGCGAGCAGGAGCGGGAACCCGAGUCAGAACCGCGAAACGCACAUAAGCCGUUUAUGACAAAGACGGAAAUGCGGACGUGGGCCUGGGCGUUUCAGGACUGCGAAAACCAGCACGAACACGACACGGCCGCCCGAGAAAUCUGCUCCCUGUCCUGCGUCGAGAGUGACGCGCGCGGUGUACGUACACCCCAGGACGGGAGCGAGGCGAUCGCCGAUCCAAGCAGCCACGCUUUCGCGGUAGGGGAAGGGGACCCAGGAUGCGCGCCGUCUCCUCCGGGAACCAGAUCGAUCGCUUUCCCGGCCGACGCACAAGAGGAAGGCCGCGACCUUCCAGAACCGGAUGCAGACCAGCCGCGGGCUUCGCUAGCUGGCGUGUCCCGAGGUGUAUGUACACCCAACGGAGCGCUGUGCCCGGUGGUCCGCGCCGCGCAGCGGACUCUUCUUCGGCAGUUGACUCGAGAGGUUUGCCUGCACCUCGGUUCUCUCUCUUCUUUUUUUGAGGAGGGGUCGUCAUCUCUCGUCUCCCCUUCGUCUUCUGUUUUGCGUCUGCCUCUCUCGCAGGCGGCUGAAGAGGCAGCAGCGAUCGCCGCCGCCGAGGAUCCUCCUCGGCUGUUCCUGGACUCUGCGUCGGCGCCGCUCUCGACUUGCGCCUUCUGCGGCGAGCCGUUUGCGAUUGUCUUCAACGAACUCCAGCAAACGCUGCUUCUGCACGGCGCGGUGACCGUCGCGUGGGAGGCGACGGCGCUUCUCGAGCGCCUCGCGCGGCAACUCUCUGCGCUUCGCCCGGAAGCGACGAAGCCUGGAGACGCGACAGAUGACCCAGAGACGCCUGCGGGUCGGCUCGAGGGCGGAGGCUCGGCUCUGAAGGAAGAGGUCCAUGUGAACGGGGACGCGGCAGCCCGAGAGGGCCCGCAGGCCCUCGGCAUCUGUGGGGAAGUGAAGAUCCAGGAAGAAGGCACGAAGAGGGAAGAAACGGAGGGAACUCGCUCGCCAAAACCGGAGCUCGCCAACUCGCGCGCGCCUGCUGCGCCUGUCGGAAAGUCCGACGAAGGCAGCGCGAGGAGCGGGGCACUUCCACUCUCCGAGACGCUGCCUCUCGGGAGGCAAACUGGCCACGCCUCGGAGCGGCCGCUUUCUUCCACGCGCCCAGCGUCACUUCUUCUCCCUCACCUCACGCGAAGCAGCGACGCGACCGACGCGUAUGCGCUCCACUGCCUGCAGCAGGUUCCGCACGCUUCGUCUUCGGCGUGUCAGCAGUUGUGCGGCCGGUGGAGCCUUCAGCCUGCGGUGUUGUCUGUGGCAGAGACAGUCGAGGCUGUCUCUCGGGAGAACGCCUCAGCCGCGCGCCAAGAACAGCCUGGAGACUCGGCGCGCGAGAUAGAGCGACAGGCGAAGAGUCUCGAGGAAGCUGUGGCGCUGCUGGAAGGUGCCGUGGCGACCGGCGAUUUCUUGCAUGCAGACGACGUGCUCCGCGCGUUCGCGGAGGUCGAGGGCGAGCGAGACAAAGCAGAGACAGAAAACUGCGCGCCUGUUCUCACGACGCGCCACGGAGCGCGGCCUGGAGGCGAUGCGAGGCAUCCAUCGCCUCUGGAUGAUCUCCUGGUGGAGUGCACGGAGAAUAAAUCCGUUUUUUCUCGCGAGGCGUUUGAGACCGCCGGAACGGCACCAGACACCUCGCCAGAGCGCCAGGAUAAGAUACAGAAAGCGAGAAAGGACGUGAGGGAAACAGGGACUGUGGAAACAGUGGAAGAGCUGUUUCCGCCUAAUGUGGUGUAUCUACACUGCUCAUGUUUCACUCAGUUGCUCCGCGAGAGCGAAGCGCUCCUGCGGCUUGUGCGCCUUUUGCGGGAGCACAAAGCAACUGUCGUGUCAGCGUUCGAACCUUUGGGGGCCGAUCGAGGCCUUGACAAAAUGAGUUUGCAGCUGGAAGAGACUCUCGAGAAACUCUCGGCCUUCCAUCGUCUCCGUCCUUCCCUCGACAGCGAGGCAGGCGUUUCCCGUCUGUUAGCCGAGGAGCUCCGCGGUGGUUUCCCGCACCGUGCAGUUUUCUCGGGGAAACGCGAGAGAGAAGACGGAAAGGCAUGCAAAGUCCGCUCAAGAGAAGAGAGCAAAGAAUCUCCGACUGCGACGCGUGUGCCUUGGGCGAGAAUCCGAGCCACAGACCGGGCGAGGCGUCGGCGCUUCCGCUGA